Messenger RNA from Dendroctonus ponderosae (mountain pine beetle), 1985 nucleotides. Its product is annotated as serine/threonine-protein kinase 11-interacting protein. The transcript has 5 exons. The coding region runs from base 98 to 1930 and encodes 610 amino acids. NCBI's taxonomy places the organism in Eukaryota, Metazoa, Arthropoda, Insecta, Coleoptera, Curculionidae. Gene Ontology annotation, molecular function: protein binding. The record is from RefSeq and is a predicted model, not a curated record. Gene Ontology annotation, cellular component: cytoplasm.
AGCAGUGACGUCUUGGCAGCUGAUUGUCAUGCAAAGUAUUGCGUUAUCAAUAUGUAAUUAGUGGCCAAAUUAAGGGCUUUGUGCAGGGUUAAUUAAAAUGUCGGACAUGUUCUCCACGUUGGCCGAAGUGCUCCGUCCCGUUGGCCGUGAUAUUUCCAAAGGGAGAGGCAAGCUGUGCCUUAGUUCGACGAAUUUGGCCUACUUGAACAAGGCAUUCGAUGAGAACUGGUCGGAAAACCUCUCCACUUCUUUCCACCAAACUGAGGCCAAAGCAGCACUGAUGGUCGACCUGCAGUUCUUGCUGGACCUCGUUAAGAGCACAGUUGCCUUAAAGGUAGUCCCUGAUGCUAGUCCGGAUCCCCUGGCCAGCCCCAUCGUAAACCUGCAGCGGUUCCAAAGCCUCAAGUCGCUGGAGAUUCAGAAACUCGACCUAAGGAACAUCGUGGGCAUUCAACAGCUGCGCGCCAGACUGGAGGACUUGACUAGCAUGCACAACUUGGAGCAUAUAGCGGACAUUCUGGACAAGUGCGGCGGCGACUGCAGCCAAGUGGAUAGAUUCAACUGGAGCGAGCUGAAGAGGCUGAACUUAUCGCACAAUCGCAUCCGGGAUGUCGAGCCGAUUUUCGAUGCGACGCCGUGGCUGCAAGUCCUCGAUCUCAGCAGCAAUGAAAUCGGAAAAUUGGACCCCAUUGAGCAUCUGCCCAACUUGAAGAUGCUCAAUUUGUCCUUUAACAAACUGGAGGCGGCGCCUCGAUUCAAAGGCCCAGUCACUCGAAGGCUACAGACUCUGAAGUUGAACAACAAUUUCCUAGAGGACAUCAGUGGCCUUUCCACUCUCUCCAACCUCCAGCAGCUGGACCUGGCUCAGAACUGCCUGAUAGAUCACAACGUGCUGCUCUCCAUCGCCCAAAUCGGCUCCUUGUAUUGUCUGGACUUGAGGGGCAACCCGAUCAGCUUCCACCGGCAGCACCGCACCCUCACCUGCAACUACUUGAACAAGAACGUGGCCUCCUUGAAUGUGGUGCUGAACAAUGAGCAGCUCAGCAAGUCUGAAAAGUCGCUUACCGGGUCGCUGCGUCCAGUCGCACAGUCCUCUUUGGAGCUUAGCUCUUCGGAACGCGCCAGGAAGGCCAAACCACGACGAGUCCGGAACGUGGUUAUUCAAGAAGGUUUUGGGGCUGAGGCCCACGAAAGACGAGUUGAGGCCGUGAGCGCUUCGCCUCGAAGCUUGCAUUUCGACCGCAAUCAUCUGGAUGUGAAAAAAAAGAUUGAGCAAAUGAGUCAAAGUGAUCGGAAGGGGUGGCUGUGGCACCAGUCUGGAAUGGACUAUGUGAACUUUCUGAACUUCCCCCAGCCUGCUCAGGAGAACUCAGGAGCUGGUUCCUGCCCGUCUGAAGAGAUUCGGGACGCAGCAGAUGUUGAGGACGAGCAGAGCAGCGACUCGGAGGUGGUAAACGGCAUUUUUUUUGGCAGCGACAGUGGCGAUCCAGAACUCUCAGACGAUGAUGAUUUGCUCAGCGGCGAGCCAUUUCUAGCCAAAAUCGUGCCGGGCAUGUUGGAUAUUGGGGUGCUGAUCACCAAGCGACAUAUGUUGGAAAGGAACGCCGUCACUUCAGAAGUAAAGUCCAGAUGGUUUCUGGGCAGCGUGCGGUCCUGCCAACGCGGCGAAGAACCCAAUCAGGUGCUGAUCCAGUUCGACUCCCCGCUGAAGGAGAAAAUGUCUCGAAACUACAUCAUCGAUGAUCCCGAGCGGUUCGUUAAGCUGCUGCUGGACGGCAGGCAGGAGAAUAUGCGGCCAGAGGAGCGCAUUCAGUACCAGUGUAUGAAAUGUAGCAGUUUGUUUAGCAGGACUAAGGAGAUCAGCCUCCAUGUGGAGGUGAAAGUAACGUGCCCCAAGUGCGAAAGUAACCUAGUCGUGGUGGCCAAGUAACGAAACCUCAGUUCUGUUUGUAAUUUUUUGUUGCCUAUAAAGUCGAUAUUUUUUA